Oppiella nova is the source of this 1023-nucleotide messenger RNA. The record is from the annotation of a GenBank genome assembly. Lineage: Eukaryota; Metazoa; Arthropoda; Arachnida; Sarcoptiformes; Oppiidae.
GUGUGUUAUUUAUAUUAUAAUAUACCAAAAAUAAUGUCUGUAUUGAGCGAGGAUCGCGAAAAAAUCUAUGAAUUGUGUAAAAAUUAUUUAAGCAACCGAUGGACAGAAAUUAGCGCUAAUGACCUGAUAAUUAAACCCAUAACGGACGGUUUUAUCAAUAAAUUAUUUUACUGUUCCCUACCGGAUAAUACAGACCCAGACAAUGGGUCAGUAGUGUUGAGGUUUGUUGAAAAUAUCGGAGAUAACGAUCCCCGCAAUGAGACUCAUAUACUGGCCAUUAGUACUAUUUUAUCGCAACUCAAUAUAUCGCCCAAAAUUUUGGGAGUUUUCCCGAACGGGACUAUCAAUGAAUUCAUUAAUUGCCGAUAUUUCGACGGAAAGGAUGACUUGAAUCCCGAAGCGGUCGCACUGUUAGCUCAAAAGCUGGCAAAAUUGCAUUCACUGGACCUACCAAUCCCUAAAACUAGUAAAGAUAUGCUACAUAUGUUUACAAACUUUUUCGACCCACCACUUCAAGAAUCAUACCUCGAGGGCUAUGUCCACAACCAGAUCCAGAAUCUACAGACAUUUUCGACAGUAAAUCUAAUCGAUGAACUCCAGUGGCUCACGAGGACUGUGCCACAAGUGGACAGUCCUGUCGUCAUGUCUCACAACGACCUGAACCGACGAAAUAUAUUAAUCAAAACCGACACCAAUAAUAACGUAUCUGACGUUAAGGACAUGUAUUUCAUAGACUUUGACUUCUCGGGCUACGCCUCCCGGGGCGUAGACCUGGGUAACUAUUUCAGUUGUUGGGCUCAGGCAGAUAUCGUAGGCUUUGACUCCGGACCCUUUCCCAAUGACCACCAAAUGUUGACUUUCAUCGACGCCUACAUCUCGGAAAUGAGUCGACUUUCCGGCGAUUCUUAUGCUAAACAUGCGAUCAAUUCAAGGGAUUCACUCAUAAAAGAGUGCAAAAUACGUUUUGUAUUGUAUUUGGGAGACAAACCUAAACAAAAGGACAGACCUCAUGAUAAAGGCUGA